Rubroshorea leprosula is the source of this 1748-nucleotide messenger RNA. The record is from the annotation of a GenBank genome assembly. Lineage: Eukaryota; Viridiplantae; Streptophyta; Magnoliopsida; Malvales; Dipterocarpaceae.
GUGGUACACUGGCCAUUUUCCAUGGCUUCAACGCGCAUCUUCUCCUCCCCACUGAAUCUCAAGUUGAAGCCUCCCGGAUUCGAUCCUCACUCUCCAUUCCCUUACUUCACAAAUUCUCUCUCCCUCCGCCGCAGCAAAUGGGAAACCAUUAGUUUCCGACUAACUAACAACCGAAAAUCUCGCCGGGAUCUGCCCCCGCCUGCCGCUGCCCAUAUGCUCCCUGAAAAUCCGGUCGUCGUCGAUGUUUUCGCCACUGCUUUUACCGGCAUCGUUGCUCUCUCUUCCCUCCGUGUCUGGGAAGAGACCGCCAAACGUCGCCUCGUCGACCAGAACCUGAAUAGGAAGCUUGUGCAUAUAAGUAUUGGGCUAGUUUUCAUGCUUUGCUGGCCAUUAUUCAGUUCAGGGUAUCGUGGAGCAGUUUUAGCAGCUCUUGUUCCUGGAGUUAAUAUCAUACGAAUGCUUCUCUUGGGUUUUGGAAUAUGGAAAGAUGAAGGCACAGUGAAGUCAAUGAGCAGACAUGGAGACCACAGGGAACUUCUCAAGGGUCCACUAUACUAUGCUGCAACAAUUACUCUUGCUUGUGUGGUCUACUGGAGGACUUCACCUGUAGCAGUUGCUGCAAUAUGCAACUUGUGUGCUGGAGAUGGUUUUGCAGAUGUUGUUGGAAGGCGGUUUGGGACUAUAAAACUACCUUACAACAGAAAUAAAUCUAUAGUGGGUAGUAUUGCAAUGGCAACAGCUGGUUUUUUGACAUCCCUGGUGUUUAUGUACUAUUUUUCAUACUUUGGAUACAUUCGAGAAAGCAGGAAAAUGGUCUUGGGUUUCUUGAUUGUAUCUCUUGCAACUGCCCUUGUAGAGUCCCUCCCAGUUAGUAGCAAGCUUGAUGACAACCUCACAGUUCCAUUAACUUCUAUAUUUGUAGCCAGACUUGUUUUUUGAUUCAGGAAUCUCCUCUAUUUCCCAAGUACGAUCAAGCCGUUGUGGCCAAUUCAGUGGUAAAUGUUGCAAUAUAUUCUGGUUGUAGAAUAUUGUAUUGAAGUUGAAAGAGCUAAAAACUACUUGAGAAAAUGAGUGGAAAAAAACGAGAACUUUUGGAGAAUGGUAUAAUUUACACAAACAAUAAACCAAGGUGGGUAGACAUAUCAUAUCUUGCUUUCAGGUGUACUUACCCAUGUACAGGAACAUGAAACUAAAAUCACUUCUAGAGGGGAAAUUUAUCGUUGAUUUGCCUCCUGCACUGCAGUUCCUGCUCUGUUGCACUAUCAUGAUAAUCAAUCCUCUGCCUCCAUGGUGAGCUCCUCUGUGGAACAGAAAGCGAAGCUUCCGGCCUAGAACUUCUAUUUCUGCCACGCCUGAGCCAAGGGAUAAGGAUAAUUAAUGCAAGGAAGAUGAUGAAAGCGAGUACAAAAACAAGCAACAGGAUUUCGCCAUGCAGAGCAUAGUGCCUGUCAUUCGAAAAAAGAAGCCCGUCUUGUGGUUCUAAACCCAUGGGAUCCAUAGCCGGUGAAGGCUGGGGGCUGAGGGCUCUUCCAUAUAAAUCUAUGUUGGAGAGAAAAGCAGUAUGAAGGGUGUGACUUUAUCUGCAUAUCCAACCAAAAAGGCCCGCAUUCCAUACCUUGUUUUGUUUGUUUUAUUUCACUUAUAGAAUUUGAAUUGAUUGGUAAAUGGAGGUGAAGGCAUUGUGACAAAUACUCCUUUUGUUUCUUGUCCUCUCGCGUUUCCUUAGCCAUUAAAUUUGUUUUGUUGGU